AUGGCGGAAAAAGAUGAAGAACUCAAAGCAUGCAGCUGGACUCUGCCUAAAGUCAUGGCACUGGGAGUCAGCACCUUCCUGCUGCUGGCUGGAAUCGGAGCUGGGAUUUGGGCAAUAGUAGUGUCUGUGCUUGGGAGUGAAAAGGAAAGCUUAUAUGCGGUUCAGGUGAAUACCGAGGACCUGCGCCUGACCAUGUAUGAUGAGACUGAAGGGAAGUGGAGACUCCUUUGUUCUUCUUCAUCUGAUGCCCAGGUGGCAGCUCUUAGUUGUGAGGAGAUGGGAUUUGUCAGAUCUCUCUCCCAUUCAGUCCUGGAUGCAGACGCUGUAGGUGCCAACGGAACAUCAGGCUACUUUUGCGUGGAUGACUCUCGCCUGCCUUUUGUGAGAAAGCUUAGAGAGGCCAUUGGGGUGUGUGAUUGUCUGACAGGCCGGUUCCUGGCAACUCUCUGUCAAGACUGUGGACGCAGGAAGUUAUCCGCAGACCGGAUUGUAGGUGGCCAAGAUGCCAGUUUGGGUAAAUGGCCCUGGCAAGUCAGCCUACGCUACGAUGGGACACAUCUUUGUGGCGGCUCCAUCAUCUCAAAGGAAUGGGUAGUUACAGCAGCUCAUUGCUUUCCAGAGAGGAAUCGCGUGGUGAGUCGCUGGCAAGUGUUCAUGGGUGCCAUAUCUCAGCAAUCCACUAGGGGGCUGCAGAUGGAUGUGGCCGGCAUUGCGUACCAUGGUGGGUACAGACCCUUUGUGGACCCCAAUAGUGAGGAGAACAGCAAUGACGUUGCCUUGUUGCGCUUGGCCACACCACUCUCCUUCAAUGAAUUUAUUCAGCCCAUCUGCCUCCCAGCAUUGGGGCAAACUUUGGUGGAUGGCAAGAUCUGUACUGUGACGGGAUGGGGCAACACACAAUACUAUGGCCAACAGUCUGAUGUCCUUCAAGAGGCCAGUGUCCCCAUCAUCAGCACCAGUGUCUGCAAUGGCCCCGAUUACUAUGGCAGUCAGAUAAGGCCCAGGAUGUUCUGUGCUGGUUUUGCAGCUGGAGGCACAGAUGCUUGCCAGGGUGACAGCGGUGGCCCUUUUAUGUGUGAAGACAGUAUUUCACAAGUGUCACGUUGGCGGCUGUGUGGCAUUGUGAGUUGGGGCACAGGCUGUGCCCUGGCCAAUAAGCCUGGUGUCUACACCAAGGUUAACGAUUUCCACGGGUGGAUCCACCGCAUGAUGAAGCAUGUGGAUACUGUCCCUAGCCUAACCCAGACCACAAUUUUCAGAUUACAGUACGUUAUCAUAUUGCUACAUUGCAGCAGGGUUAACUCCUACCCUAACCUAUGA
Protobothrops mucrosquamatus (brown spotted pit viper) is the source of this 1320-nucleotide messenger RNA. RefSeq names its product hepsin (gene HPN). Gene Ontology annotation, biological process: proteolysis. Gene Ontology annotation, molecular function: serine-type exopeptidase activity; serine-type endopeptidase activity. Lineage: Eukaryota; Metazoa; Chordata; Lepidosauria; Squamata; Viperidae. Gene Ontology annotation, cellular component: membrane. The transcript is spliced from 12 exons. The record is from RefSeq and is a predicted model, not a curated record. The coding region runs from base 1 to 1320 and encodes 439 amino acids.